Messenger RNA from Candidula unifasciata, 720 nucleotides. The record is from the annotation of a GenBank genome assembly. Lineage: Eukaryota; Metazoa; Mollusca; Gastropoda; Stylommatophora; Geomitridae.
AUGGCGCGGGACAAAUUUGAACUAUCAGACAUGAAUGAUUCUCAAACAGACCUCACCCCAGCAGCGAGGAGGGGGCGAGGCUGCUUUGUCAGCCUGCCAAUUGCCUUCGUUCUGGUGUUGCUGGCUGCUGUAGUUGCUGUAGGAGUGGGCAUCAUUGUCCACUUUGCCGGAGGAGACAGGGAUGUGGUAUGUCACUGCAUGGGGUCAGACACGGUCCCAGAGAGACCUUCCGCUGACCAGAUCAAGCAGGAGUGUAUUGCGCAGGCGGGGGCAGGAGAUCAAGAAAUAUGCAAAGCAUGCCAGGGUGCGUCCACUCCAGUAUCGCCGACAUCAGUUACUGGCAGUGCAACAGCAGCAGGGACAACAACUUCAGCAUCUGGGUCGAAUACAGGAGCACCAACAACAUCCACACCACCCAAAGUCACGGACGUCCGCCUGCCCACGGCCGUCUACCCCCAGCACUAUGACGUGGAGCUCUUCCCUGACAUGUCUGACCUCAACCCCGACAACUUUACGUUCAGGGGCAGCGUGAAGAUCGUGGUGAGGUGUGACAAUGCAACUGAUAACAUCACUCUACAUGUCAACGUACUCACUGUCAACACAUCAACCAUCAGGUUCUACCCAGAGACACCAUCAGCCACUGGAGAUCCUAAGUUUGUCUCCUCCGAGGUAGAUAAGGACAGGCAGUUCUUUAUUCUCAAACUGGACAAGGACAUGCAG